Molecule: messenger RNA, 1718 nt
Organism: Rosa rugosa (rugosa rose)
Lineage: Eukaryota; Viridiplantae; Streptophyta; Magnoliopsida; Rosales; Rosaceae
Product: GATA transcription factor 8
Exons: 3
Coding region: 242-1285 (347 amino acids)
Biological process (GO): positive regulation of DNA-templated transcription
Cellular component (GO): nucleus
Molecular function (GO): sequence-specific DNA binding; zinc ion binding
Source: RefSeq, a predicted model, not a curated record
ACCAUUUACACCCCUUCUCCUUCCUUUUUAGCCUUUCUCCUUCUCCUCUCUCCUCUUUCAAACCUCACUCCUCACCUUCAAAAACUCAACCCCCUUCUCUCUCUCUCUCUCUGAACAGGGUUUUAGUUCAGUAGCACUAGCUAGAUAACACCAAAGCCUCAAAAUUUCCCAGAGACUUCAUUUGUCUCUUUUAGGCGGGAGAGUCUUGGUUCAUCCACUGGUUCAUUUCCCAAAGGACAAAAUGAUCACACCCAACUUCGUCGACGAGAUUGACUGCGGAAGCUUCUUCGAUAACAUCGACGACCUCAUGGAGGACGUCGACUCCGUCCUCGGCCCCGCCCCCGACUGCAACUCCGCCUUCCCUUCCUCCCUCUCCCUCUGGGACGGCCACUCCUCCGCCGCCCCGCCUCUCCCGCCUCCCGACGCCGCCGUAUUCUCCGGCAACGGCGACUCCGACUUCUCCUCCGAGCUCCCCGUUCCGUAUGAAGAGAUGGUUCAUUUGGAAUGGCUGUCCAACUUUGUUGAGAAUUCCGAGUACUCUGGCGGAAACCUCACCAUCAACAAGCAACAGGAGUCUUCCCUGGUCAACAAGGAGUCUUCCCACCAACAGUUCCAGACCUCCAGCCCCAUUUCUGUGCUUGACAGCAGCAGCUCCUGCUCGGGCGAGAAGAAUGUGCUUGAAGGAUCGAUUGCUCCUGGCAGGCGGGGACGUGCUAGAAGCAAGCGUCCACGCCCUGCCACCUUCAAUCCUCGCUCGGCAAUUCAACUGAUUUCCCCUGCUUCCUCUGUUUCGGAGAUUGACAACCCUCUGCAGCAGCAUUCGUUGUUUGCCCCUAAGGUGUUUUCGGACUCUGAGAACUUUGCAGAGUCUCGUCCUGUGGUGAAGAUGCCCAAACAAGCUUCCGGGGAGCAGAAGAAGAAGAAGAGAAUCAAGUUGCCCCCUCCCCCUAAGGUUCCAGGGGAGCUGAAUGAGGAUACCCCAGUGCAGGGAUCGGUCAGGAAGUGCUUGCAUUGUGAGAUUACCAAGACACCCCAGUGGAGGGCAGGCCCAAUGGGGCCGAAAACCCUUUGCAAUGCCUGUGGAGUGCGCUACAAGUCAGGCAGGCUCUUCCCUGAGUACCGUCCUGCAGCUAGUCCGACUUUUGUUCCGGCCUUGCACUCCAAUUCCCACAAGAAGGUUAUCGAGAUGAGAACCAAGGGUGGCGAGAUGGCUGCUGUUCCCGAUAACAGCAUCCCAGAACUCAUUCCGAAUAACAACAGCAGCAUUUCGCUGGAUUACAUGUGAGGGGAGGAAAGGCAAGACUUAGAGGAUAAUGUUGCUUAGUUUGGAGACUUCUCUCUCGUCCUCAGUUAUGUUAUUUGUCUUUCGUUGUCAUUUCAUUUCUUUGUUCAUUGGUUUUUGUACAGGGAUGGGAAUGGGGGGAGAAUAGGAGCCAUAGAUGACCAUAUAUUUAGCUAGUAGAGGAGAGAGAGACCUGAAAACAAAAAAGGGGUAGAGAAAGUGAUGCAAGCUUAAUGGUAGAAGAGAAAAAGAGCCUUUAGGUUUAGUGACGAUGAUGGCGUAGUAGGUUCUUAAGGUUAUAUUAGGUGUUGUUGAGAGUCUAGUCUGUCUUGUCUCCUUUUGAAUUCUUUUUCCUUUUUCUUCCUUUGCAAGGGAAUUCUUUUUGCAGUUCAUUUGUAGUUGGAACAAUUCUGAAAUGAGUACCUGGAAUUUGAGA